Ciona intestinalis (vase tunicate) is the source of this 5506-nucleotide messenger RNA. Its product is annotated as SLC26A2 anion exchanger. Lineage: Eukaryota; Metazoa; Chordata; Ascidiacea; Phlebobranchia; Cionidae. Gene Ontology annotation, cellular component: membrane. Gene Ontology annotation, molecular function: secondary active sulfate transmembrane transporter activity. Gene Ontology annotation, biological process: sulfate transmembrane transport. The record is from RefSeq and is a predicted model, not a curated record.
UACCGAAUGUUAUUUGACAGCAAAGUAAAGCCGGAAACUUAACAGCCACGAUAAAGAAUAAUAUUGUAUGGUUAAGCUAUGGAGUUAAACGAACAGACCAACAAUGACGUCACGUACCGCUACGUCAUCGAUCGAGCGGCACGUUCCGUACCAGAUUUUGAGAAGGAAUUUUCGGGCGUUGAGAAAUUACCGCCGUCACCUAGCAUGCGAGAUCGGGCUCGAAAAUGCGCCAAAGGUUGCAACAAAAACUGCUUUAUGGAUGUUCUGGUCGGGCUCUUCCCAAUAUUCACGUGGAUGCGACAUUAUAAAGUUAGGAAAUGGCUGGCCGGUGAUUUGGUUUCGGGAAUAACCGUGGGUGUUGUCCACAUCCCACAAAGUAUGGCAUUUUCUUUGCUUGCCGGAUUACCGCCGGUCUAUGGUCUCUACACAAGUUUUUACACCGUCCUGCUGUACAGUUUCAUGGGAACAUCCCGCCAUAUAUCAGUUGGUACAUUUGCAGUUACCAGUCUCCUCACACAAAGUGUUGUAGUUCGGUUGGUCCCGGAACCGAUUCCUAUCAUGAACGUCACUGCGGGUGCAACGGUUGGAAACGAGACGUUUGUAAACGGAAUUUCAGACAUUGAGCUGAGAAAAGUCGGUGUUGCAGCCUCCGUCAUGUUCCUUAUGGGUGUUUUCCAACUAGUGUUUGGGAUUUUUCGUUUGGGCUUCAUAACCACGUAUCUGUCGGAACCGCUUGUGCAAGCCUUUACCACGGGAGCAGCUUUGCAGGUGGUGACGUCACAAACCCCGUCCAUUCUUGGAAUUACCAUCAAAUCAACGACGGCCAUUCCGGCUUUCUUCAGAAAUUGGAUCGAGAUAUUCCGGAACCUUCCAAACACGCAUAUUCCCACUCUCAUUAUUUCCAUCAUCUGCAUUUUGUUGUUGGUUGCGGGUCGUGAGAUCAACUUACGAUUCAAGGAAAAGCUGAAGAUUCCAUUACCAACAGAGGUUAUUAUAGUUGUGAUAGCGAUUCUGGCGUCAACAUUCGGAAAGUUUCAGGAGAUAUUUCAAAUCAGAGUGGUCGGUCCUAUCCCUACCGGAUUUCCGGCGCCUAUGUUGCCCGACUUCAGUAUCAUGGGGAGCAUCAUCGGCGAUGGAUUUGCUCUUGCGGUCGUUGGUUUUGCUAUAAGUGUCUCGCUGUCGAAGAUGUACGCACAAAAGUACGGAUACAGCAUCGACUCCAAUCAGGAGUUAAUCGCAUAUGGUGUAAGCAAUGCCAUUCCCUCCUUUUUCCGAUGUUUUCCAAACGCUGCAGCGCUUGCACGAUGCGUUAUACAAGAAAACACAGGCGGAAACACACAGUUGGUCGGUUUGAUAUCCGUAGUUAUAGUGUUGGUGACGAUCCUCGUGUUGGGCCCCGUAUUCCAACCCCUACCAAGGUCUGUUCUGGGAUGUAUCAUCGUUGUUGGUCUGGUCGGAAUACUUAAACAGUUGUCUUUACUCAAACCGACGUUUAAAAUGUCACGAAUCGACUGCUUGGUUUGGGUUGUGACGUUGUUCUCCGUUCUUCUCCUGGGCGUAGACUUGGGAUUGCUGGCGGGAGUUGUAUUUUCUAUGCUUACAAUAAUUCUACGAACUCAGCGGCCACGGUGUGAGGUAUUGGGCAAUAUAGCUGGAACGGAUGUUUACCGCAGUUGUCAUGGUUACGCUUCGGCGCAACCGCACAACGGGAUCUUAAUAUUUAAGUUCCACUCCAUCCUCUAUUACGCAAACAAGGAUUACUUCAAACAGAAACUCUUCUUUGCUACCGGUUUUGAUCCAGAGGUAAUCAUUCACCAACGGAAAAAGGAAGCAGACGCCGCCGAGUCGCAGAACGAAAGUUCAAACUGCUGUCGAUCCGUGCCAUGGAAAAAGAAGACCGAUAUAUCGAGUAUAAAGGUUGAUGUGGAUUUAAGCUCUCCGGCGACCUCUGGCGGUUCUCCAAGUUUCCUUCAGCAGUCGCAUCCCACUUGUACUGACGACGUUGCUACUCGGACCGAAUUAUUUCACACAUUGAUCAUAGAUUGUUCGAGCUUUUCGUUCAUAGACCUCGUCGGUAUAAAAACUUUGAACGCACUAUGCAAAAACUAUCGAGAGAUCGGCGUGGACAUGCUUCUUGUGAAUGUAUCAAACGACGUUAAAAAAUCGCUGGUCGCUGGUUCGUAUUUUGAAACGGCCGGUGAGAACUGUGAAUUUCCAACAAUCCACGAUGCUGUGCUGCACGCCAAGUUUAAGCAAGUGUGUCUAAGUCAGAGUAAAGAAGAAACUUCAUUCGACAGCAAUCAGUGAUCGAGUGUUGGGUCUGCGAAACCUUCUGUGUCGGAUUACAAAUAGUUUUAUACGAUUUCACUCUACGUUCCCAGAUCAAGUGGUCACAACCACUCUACAUGUAUCAUAUGCAUUAGAAAUUAGGUUUCUUAUAUCUUAAGUUAAACUCGUCAGCUGCCACGUACUUCACUACCGCUUGUUAGUUUAUACAAACUCUUAGUGCUUUGCUUUUUAUAUGCAGAUAUUGAACAAAUAAAAUAGGAAAAUAAAAAACUUACUUUAUUUGGACUCGGGCCUGGUUAUCCAGCCGCAUAUUGAGAAGUAUUUCUUGUGUUGACGGGAAGCAACCUAAUACACGGGGAAAUUUAGACCAUUUAACGUUAGGUGGAACAUGCGCGUUUUUACACCGCCAUUUAUUUACGUCUUGAGCAUGAAUACCUCUCUAUUGAAUGCAAAAGCCGUUUCUUGGUCAUUUGUGUUAAUAUCUUGGUAUGAUAUUUUCACAUUAUGAAUGGAAUAUAUAGCACUAUCUGGGGUAAGAUGGGAUACCGUUAGAACCUAAUUCCCAUGCUUCCUGAUCCUGUUUUGAACGAUUACCAAAGCUCCUUUAGAAUUGUGAGAAUAAAAGUUAUAUAUUUGUGCAAAUAUUCUUUGUUUACUAUUCCAUGAGCUGAGAAAAGAGAAAUAAAACCAUGUUUUAUCUUACCCCGCACUACUAUGCUGAUACUCACCAUGGAGAAAAAGUCAGGACUUUCUGUUCCUACAGAUUCCAAUUACAUAUUGUAUUUGUUUAAAACAAUAUUAACAUCAGAAAAUAAAACACCUAAAGAAAAUGAAUGUUUUGAAUCUGCUGUUUUGUAAUGAAAAGGAGAUAAUAUGACACAGGAACUUUAUAAAAAUCAAUGUAUUUUUUGUUAUGUAAAGUUCUUGUUGUCGCAUACAUUGAAAAUUUGACAUGAUUUUAAAUGUACAGCAACAGCAUUUGUAUCAACACAUUCAAACAACAGUUUCAAUGCUUAUAAAUCAUUUGUUUCAUUAAAUUUGCUUACGGCGAAGCAACUAUAAUACACAUAGGUGUAUUCAGUAAUUUCAUAAACCUUAAAUGAAUUAUUAAGUCAAGUGAGUGAAUAGGUUCAAGUGUAAAGCAAUUAACCAACAUAUAUCACAUCAUUGCAAACUAAACUACCACCCAUGUUGAAUCUGUAGCCAAUGUAUAGCUGACCACAUACAAGAAGUUUAUCAGUAACAAAACUGAAAUGCAAAAUUUAAAAAAAAGGAACUUUGUCGGCAACAUUAUAUAAAAGAAAUGCUGUAGAAGCUAUUUGUUGUAAAAAGGUAAUCUACCAAUUGUCAUGAACUGGCGCAAAUCUUCCGGUAAAUAUUUUACAAGUUCCUUGAUGUGGAUCAUCUGGUGUUGCCCAGAAGAAAGCUUCCCUGCUCCCACUAUCGCGAAUCAUUCGACACAGAUCGAAGAAACCUUUUUCUUCCGGGUAGUGCCAUGAUUGUAUAGAUUGAUCAUCGUUUGUAUAAAGUAUGAAAGUAAUUUCAUCUUCAGGUGGAGCAAGGGCUUUAUAGACAAAAUAUUUUCCGGCCAUAUCUUGUAGUUUGGUCUGCAGACAUGCCCACGCAUCCUUCAUUGUUAAAGGCGGCUUCAAUGGAAGAUACUUCCUAUCGAUCUUCUUUGUUACUUUCAUUCCAGCUUUUUCACGCAUAGCAUGGCCAACUACUAUGUAACCAGGGCAGUUUUUCCAGUGGUUUCGUGCCCAAUGUUUUUCUUGAUGCUCUCUGGAACAAUAAAAAGUCACAUAACAUCUUCCGCAGCGUUUUAAGUUGACACUUCCUAAAUUGGUGGCCGAACACAAUGCACAUUUGGCAUUCGCCAAUUCUUCUUUUCGAUCAAUUUUUCGACUUAAUCUUUCAAGCAAUCGUCUCAUGCUUUCUGUUUGUGCAAAGUUGAUUGGCGCACUUCUUCUGUUGGGUACAGGAAGCUUUAGAUUAGCACCGUACUUCACUAAGAUCUUCAGGUAAUCUUCAUUACUCAUAAUAAGAGCCAACUGGGCAACGUACCAACUUUUACCUUCGUCAGUUUUUGCCAACAUGUUUGGAUCAGCACCAUUGUCUAAAAGCAUCCGGAUGAUUUUAAGUGGAGAACAAGAACCGAUAGCCAUGAACAGAGUAUUAUAAUCAUAAUUAUUCACAGCGUUCACAUCCGCUCCUCUUUCAAUCAGUAGUUUACAAAUUUCCAUGUCCUGCACGUUUACGGACACUGCAGUGUGUAGUGCAGUCAUACCCAACACAUUCUUUUUGUUGACAAAAUCGACAUCUUCACCUUGGUUUUCGAAUCCAUAGUCAAUGAGUUCAACUUUCCGCUCAUAUGAAAACGGUGGAUGCUGUAAUGCAACUGCAACAACAACAGCAUGCAGUGGGCAAGUUUCUGGUCUUAUUUUCCUUAUGGCGUCCGGACUUAAUGAUAACGGAUUCAAUUCCCCAUAUAUAAACGCGAUGCUUUCGGGUUUACUGUCGCGACUUCGGCCAGUAAGUAGUUGUAUUGAAGCCGAUUGUCUUUUCUUCAUGAUAUUGUUCUUUUAUUUCAAACAAACAACAGAUAAUAUUUCUUACUUGUCCUACUUUUUCACGCCUAGCAAUUGAAGUUGGUUCUAUUUACUAAGGUGCCUUGAAAGGGAAAUCCCCGAAGUGGUGUCGCUAGAGCAAGAAGAAAACUGGUUACAUAUUUGGGGUUCAAUUUCAUUGGGAAUGAUUAUAUUAAUUAUGCGCGGUUAGUCCAUUAGUUCAAUGUAAGGUACAAUCUCGCUUAAACAUUGUAUUGUCUGUAAAAAUUGGAAUUAAACGCUCGUUUCCACUUUUCUAUUUAGCUUGGGAAAAUCUUUGGGAAAACUUACAGCUCAGUCGAUCACCUGGAUAAUGAAGGCUUCAGAUUUUUAAGCACAAUCUAUUCAAUAGACAUGAGGUUUAAGUAUAGUAUUGUAAUACGUGACAAUUGAGAUGUGUGUGGAUUUAAGCAAACCAAUUUAAAAUUGACAUUUCCGGAAUCCACUACAUCUGUGGCGUGAGAAUCAGGAAGUCCCAAUUACAAAUACGUCAAAUACGCAACGACCCAGAAAAUUAUCGACUCGAGAAUUAAACAAGUUUGACAACCAAGGUAUUUCCAAGAAAUUGUAACGAAAACAUAAGAAGCAUCUCAUACGAGCCGUUGGAAAGU